[Torrubiella] hemipterigena is the source of this 756-nucleotide messenger RNA. Lineage: Eukaryota; Fungi; Ascomycota; Sordariomycetes; Hypocreales; Clavicipitaceae. The record is from the annotation of a GenBank genome assembly.
AUGCACGAGGCAGCUUCGUCGCGACUGUCAGAAGCCAUUGCACUGUUAGAAAAGACCGGUGUACCCAUCGAACAGGAGAGUAACAAUGGGACCACUCCCUUGCACAAUGCUAUUCGACGUGGCCAUCGUGCUGCGGUGAAACGGCUCCUGGACCUUGGCGCGAACGUGAACACUCAAAAUAACAAGGAGAUUGGGACACUCGAAUUGGCGACGAAUUCAAUGGAUAUGAUCAAAUUGCUUCUGCAAUAUGGUGCGGAAAUUAACCAAAAGUCCCGUCAAGGAUUCACAUUGAUGCACAAGAUGGCCAAACAGCGGUACGACGACGCGACGAGAGACGCAUUUUUCAAGCUCGUCAAGCUUGGGAUCAACAUCGACACUCGUGACAAUGAAGUUUAUACAGCAGUUCAUACCGCAGCAAAAAGUAAAAACGCCCAGCUCAUGGAGCUUUGUAUUGAUGGCGGCGCGGAUAUGGAGAUUAUGAAUGACGCUGGUUGGACGCCCCUAAUGACUGUAUGCCACCGCCAGUUUCUUGACGGUGUCAAAUGUCUGCUAGAUAGAGGAGCUGAUGUCCACGCUACUGUGAAUGGUAGUGCAACCGGCGACGCUGCACUUGAUAUCGCGGUGCGUGCGGGAAAACCAGGGAUUGUAACAGCUCUAUUGCGUCAUGGUGCGGAUCCAGCGAGCGUAAGGGGCGAGGCCAAUGCAAAGUGUGCUGACGUUCUUCGUAAAUGGAAAUCGGGAAGCCGUCGCUCCUAG